UUUGUUUUGUUCCACUUCUCUCCCAGUCGGUCGCACUGAGACGCGAAGCUAAGAACACAAGUUACAACACAACACAACACAACAACAAAAUCCAAAUCCUUUCUUCUAAACCAAAAACCCUAAAAAACUCUCUCAUACCUUCUUCGUCUCUCUAGAGAUGAUGAUGGCUUCUUCCAUAUCCCUAAAGCCCGCGACGAGCCUUACCCUCUUAUCUUCUUUCUCCACAGGCAAAGUCCUCCACUUCCGCCGCUCCCGUUUCACCCACUCACCGUCUUCGUCUUCCUCGUAUCGUUAUCGGACUCUCGUAGCUCAAUUCGGGUUCAGACCAGGUUCGUUCCCUGACCCAGGUGACUCUCUCGAUUUCAUCAAGGACCAUGCCGAGAAUCUUCUCUACACGAUCGCUGAUGCCGCCGUUUCGUCCUCUGAAACCUUUGAAUCUGUCGCUGGCACUACUAAUUCUGCCACCAAGACCAAUGAUUGGUUCUCUGGUAUAGCCAAUUACAUGGAAACUAUUCUCAAGGUUUUGAAAGAUGGGUUAUCAACUGUAAAUGUUCCUUAUUCAUAUGGUUUCGCUAUCAUUCUAUUGACUGUGCUUGUGAAGGCUGCUACGUUCCCAUUGACGAAAAAACAGGUUGAAUCUGCUAUGGCUAUGAAAUCUUUGACGCCUCAAAUUAAGGCUAUUCAAGAACGGUACGCUGGUGAUCAGGAGAGAAUUCAGCUUGAAACUGCCAGAUUGUAUAAACUUGCUGGAAUAAAUCCCCUUGCAGGCAGCCUUCCCACACUAGCCACAAUACCCGUCUGGAUUGGGUUAUAUAGAGCCCUUUCAAACGUUGCGGAUGAGGGGCUCUUAACGGAAGGAUUUUUCUGGAUUCCUUCUCUUGCUGGUCCAACAACUGUUGCUGCAAGACAAAAUGGCAGUGGAAUCUCAUGGCUGUUCCCUUUCAUUGAGGGAAACCCACCUCUCGGAUGGCCAGAUACAUUGGCAUAUCUCGUCUUACCUCUAUUGCUCGUCUUCUCUCAGUACCUCUCCAUUCAGAUCAUGCAGUCCUCGCAGAGUAAUGAUCCAGCCAUGAAGAGCUCACAAGCAGUGGCAAAGCUUCUUCCGCUGAUGAUUGGCUAUUUUGCACUAUCAGUUCCUUCUGGUUUAAGUCUUUAUUGGUUGACCAACAACAUUUUGAGUACUGCACAGCAAGUAUGGCUUCAAAAAUAUGGUGGUGCCAAGAAUCCGGUGGAGAAGUUCGCUAAUUUGGUCACAAAGGAAGAUAAAACUCAAAAAGUUGAGAAGUCGAUUUCAGAAACGCUGGUUCAGAAGUCUGUUUCAGAAAUGAAAAUGCCAAGAGAGAAGGGUGGUGAAAAACUGACGCCAGAAGGGCCCAAGCCUGGUGAAAGGUUUAGGUUGCUCAAAGAGGAAGAAGCAAAGAGACGUCGAGAAAAAGAAGAGGCGAGGCUGAAAGCUGAAGCAGCUCUAUUAAAUCAGAAUACGAACAAAGUACUAGAACAAGAUGGAAUAUCUGAUACAGCCGCUGUCCCUGAAGGAGAUAAGGAAAACACCAAACUUUCUGCAGUGGAAGAAACAACUGAUGGCACUGUCACUGUGAAUGGGAAGCCAUCCAUUCAAAAGGACGAGACUACAAAUGGGAAAUUCGGCGUUGACCAUGAUAUAGAACAACACCAUUCUCAUGAAACAUAGAAGAGAUAAACACUCCUCAUCAAGACUCUUUGUUUUUGCGUUGAAAGACCAAACACAGGAAGAGGAAUUGAGACUUGAAUAAGACAAGAGGAACCAUAGUAUUCGGCCUUUUAAUCCCCUCUGCAACAGUUCGGAGUUUAUAGAUCUCAAGAGUGGGAACAUUGGUCUGUUUAAGGGUUAGAAUUUGUGUACAAUGACACUAGGGAAUGGGUUUUUUAAGUCAUAGAAACGUUGGUUCAUUUGCCUUAUAUUUUUUAUGUAUACGCAGAACUACGUUUAUCUUCACUGGUUUUGCUUUAAUACGAAUAUAAAAGAAAAAUCUGAACAACA
Messenger RNA from Camelina sativa (false flax), 2020 nucleotides. Its product is annotated as ALBINO3-like protein 1, chloroplastic. Gene Ontology annotation, biological process: protein localization to chloroplast; thylakoid membrane organization; protein insertion into membrane. Gene Ontology annotation, cellular component: chloroplast thylakoid membrane. Lineage: Eukaryota; Viridiplantae; Streptophyta; Magnoliopsida; Brassicales; Brassicaceae. Gene Ontology annotation, molecular function: membrane insertase activity. The record is from RefSeq and is a predicted model, not a curated record.